GAGGGUGAUGCUGCUGCCCGGAUGCAGGUUACUGCAUUCCCAUGGUAGCGGCACGGUGAGGCAGAGCUCCCUGUCACCGUGGGAUGGCUGGGAAGAAGACGAGACAGAGGCCUUCGCACUGAAGCUAAGUGAAGAACCUCAUAACAGCACUGCACGCCCUGUAACUCAGCAAAGACUUCAGCAAAGCACUCCUGCCCGAAGGAAGGACUUCCAGCACUACUGAGCUCUGUGCCCUGCCCUAUCUGCCCGUCCCCGCAUUGACGCGGGUGCUCAGCAGCUGCUUUUCUCCUGUCCCACCUGACUGCUCCCCACCAUGUUCCAGCGUUUCACCAGCCUCUUCUUCAGUGACAGCAGCACAGCAGAGGGCCUGGAGGAGCCCAAACCCUUUGUCUCCGAGGAGGAGGAGGAGGAUGGAUGGCUCAUAAUCGAGCUUGGAGAGGAGCCCGGCCCCGACGGCGUGGGCAGCAGCCCAAUGGAGGACCUGCUCAUCGAGCACCCCAGCAUGUCUGUCUAUGUCACCAGCACCCUUGAGCUGGAUGCAGAGGUGCCUCAGGACGAUGCUGCCGGGGAGGUGCCGGAGCCCCAGCUGGAGCGGCACGUACCGCACCGCAGCACAUCCCUGUCGGUGAAGGCCGCCGUCCUGGAGAAGGUCAGCCAGGCACGGCGGGUGCAGCGGGCCAAGCAGCUGGCCGAGAAGCCGUGGCUCAGCCAGAAGGCGCUGCAGCGGCAGGAUCGGGCUCUGGGACCCGCAGAGAAGCCUCACCGAAGGAACGCCCCCAAAGCCCCAUUUCAGCUGCUGAAUCUGAAUCUCCGGGGCAGCCCUGAGGCGCUCAGCCCCAGCACAGCUCCUCACCGCUCCGUGCGCGAGGCCGAGCAGCGGGCGCUGCCCCAGGACGGUGCUCCACGUCCAGCUCUGCCUUUCACGCGCUCUUCUAAAGAGAAGGCGCUGCCAGGGCUGAGCAGGACGCCUUACGCCUUCGCUCGGAUGCUGAGCGGGUUGGGGCGCGGCGGAGCCACGCUGUGCAGCAACGCCCACGGCCACGUCCUGCCGCAGGGCGACCCGGUGCUGCCCAAUGCCUUACACCGGUGGGACGACACUGACGCCGUGAUUUGGGAGAUGAGAAAAAAAAGCCCCACGUUUUCUACAUCACCUGUGCUGUAG
This is a messenger RNA of Meleagris gallopavo (turkey), 1162 nucleotides long. Lineage: Eukaryota; Metazoa; Chordata; Aves; Galliformes; Phasianidae. The record is from RefSeq and is a predicted model, not a curated record.